AUGAUUCAACAUCGAUCCAUCCAAGAAAUGAAUUCCGCCAUAACACCUCCACCAGCGCUUUCUCCAGCGCAAAUGACGCCCGAGAAAGCGUAUUGCCCCAAGCAUCCCAUUGGGGCGCAGUCCGAAUCUGCCCUCUUCAGCUUCCUGGGAGUGUACCCACUUUUGGUUUCGGUAGUAGGGCAGCUCGAGCAGGCCGAGCUUCUUAACUUGAUUCUUACUUCUAUCCAGACGUCGACAGAGAAAUGCAAGUUCUGUCAUGGUCUAUUACUAUGCUGCGUGAGCUGCCGUCUUGAGUUCCAUCAAGGGUCCGUAACCCACGUCGAGCAAGUUCACGAAACAGCCAAGAGAGCAAUCCGCAUCUGUCUGAAAUGCAAUCCAAAACUCCCAAAAACCACUACUAGCGACUGUUGCAAAUGUAACAGGAGCAUAAAGUGCAGAUUCAUCUGUAAAGAGUGUACCAAAAAAGAACGAAAGGAGCGCACUAAUGCCAAAGAGCCAUAUCUCAUGCAUAUCGCGAGCGACGAAAAUAAACCACGCUCGAGGUUUAGAUGCGGCGUUUGCUCGAAGUUCCUCCCUGCAAAAGGGAAGGAUGACGGACUUACUGAGGUCUGCAGAUGGUGUGGGAAGGUUUCAAAUUAUUGCCCGAAAAAUCUCUGUUCUUGA
Molecule: messenger RNA, 663 nt
Organism: Morchella sextelata
Lineage: Eukaryota; Fungi; Ascomycota; Pezizomycetes; Pezizales; Morchellaceae
Exons: 3
Coding region: 1-663 (220 amino acids)
Source: RefSeq, a predicted model, not a curated record